AGAAUUAUCUCCCUUACAUUUAUGGUUUGGUCAAGAGCAAACUUCAAGAACAUGUGAUCAUCAAUCAGUAUGAUACGUCACAGUAAGAUUCAAAAAGAGGUUUUGUUAUUAUAUAGAGAAUUUUUAAAGAUUGGUAAACAGAAGCCUGGGAUUGACAGUUAUGUAAAAGUCCAAUUUAAAAAGAACGCAAAUAUUCCAAGGACAGAAACAUUACGUAUAGAGUACCUCAUUAGGCAGGGUAGAAAACAAUUGGACAUGUUGAAAAUGGAAGAUGUUCAAAAGAUGGGUGUAUUUGUAGAUGAUCAAUUGAAGAAAAAAUAAAUAACAGCGAAAUAUUUUAAACUUUGAUAAAAUGAUUAGGUUGAAUUUCCAUACUAUUGUACGCUGGACAUCCACUUUAGUAAAGCGUGAAGAUGUCCAUCAAAGAAUUAUUGGUAGUUUCCCAAACGAUGGAAUGCAAAUGGCCUUUGCCUAUGGAUCUGGUGUUUUUAAACAGACAGGACAUACUGACAUGAGUAAAAACAUGCUGGAUUAUAUUUUUGUUGUGGAUGAUCCACAAAAGUGGCAUCAGCAAAACAUUAAAAUGUAUCCCAAACAUUACUCAUUUCUGAGGUUUUUUGGUCCCAAAAGAGUAGCAAAAAUUCAGGAUAAUUAUGGGGCAGGAACAUAUUUUAACACCCUAGUUCAACAUGAAGGAACAUUAAUUAAAUAUGGUGUUAUAAGUACUGACCGUCUCAUUACAGAUUUAUUAGACUGGGAUACACUUUAUGUGAGUGGUCGACUUCACAAGCCGGUCAAACUUUUAGUUAUACCAACAAAUAAACAUUUAUUAUCUGCUAUGCACAUUAAUUUACAAAGUGCUAUGCAUGCUGCAUUGCUUUUGCUUCCAGAAUCAUUCACUGAAGAAGAGUUGUAUACAAAAAUAACAAGUCUGUCAUAUUCAGGAGAUUUUAGAAUGCAAUUUGGAGAAGAUAAAAAUAAAGUGUCAAAUAUUGUGAAACCGAACCUACCUUAUUUCAGGCAGUUGUAUGAAAAAAUAAUUGAGGGUGAAAAUCAUGUGAUCUGGCAUAAAGAUGAAAGUCGUCUAGAACAGUACCCAACACAUAUAUCACAAUUCCAUCAUUUAAAUCUCUUGCCAAAGUCAGUCCAUGUCAAUAUGGUGGUACUUCGUAAGCGAUCAGGUGGCCUACCAGACAUGGAGGAAAUUAUACGGAACUUGGCUCACGAGAGUCAUUGUGAUGACUAUGUUACAAGAAGCAUACAGAAAAUUGUCACCAAUUCUAGCUGGGGUCAGAGUAUUAAAACUAUACUUACUGCUGGGAUAGUCAAGUCUUUCAGAUAUAGUUUUAAAAAAGUCAAGAAAAUGAUAAAAGGGAACAAUAAAAAUUAGCAUAACAUUUAUAUCAUACUUACAGUACAUGUGUAUAUUUGUGUGCAGUUAUAAUAAAUACAUCUUUUUUUGUA
Molecule: messenger RNA, 1464 nt
Organism: Mytilus californianus (California mussel)
Lineage: Eukaryota; Metazoa; Mollusca; Bivalvia; Mytilida; Mytilidae
Product: phosphatidate cytidylyltransferase, mitochondrial-like
Exons: 2
Coding region: 353-1390 (345 amino acids)
Biological process (GO): CDP-diacylglycerol biosynthetic process; cardiolipin biosynthetic process
Cellular component (GO): mitochondrion
Molecular function (GO): phosphatidate cytidylyltransferase activity
Source: RefSeq, a predicted model, not a curated record